AGAAUACCUGUCUGGUGCUCUGCCUUUCCUCAAGACUACCUCAUACUUGCUCUGGCUUGGACACUUCUGCGUGAUAAGCUGACUACACAGACUCUGCCUUCUCCAUGUUCCCGUAGCCAGAGACAUGACCUGACACCCUGAUGACUGCUGUCAGGGCCCUUGGGUGACUGGCUGGUGCAACAUGGAACUUAAAGUAUGGGUGGACGGAGUUCAGAGGAUUGUUUGUGGGGUCACUGAAGUCACAACAUGCCAGGAGGUUGUAAUAGCCUUAGCUCAAGCCAUAGGUCGAACUGGAAGGUACACCCUUAUAGAAAAAUGGAGAGAUACUGAAAGACACUUAGCACCUCAUGAAAAUCCUAUCAUAUCCUUAAACAAAUGGGGGCAGUAUGCGAGUGAUGUACAGCUAAUUCUACGUCGAACGGGGCCAUCUCUCAGUGAGCGACCCACUUCGGAUAGCGUGGCUCGAAUUCCUGAAAGAACUUUAUACAGACAGAGUUUGCCUCCCUUAGCUAAACUGAGGCCUCAGAUUGACAAAUCCAUCAAAAGGAGAGAACCUAAAAGGAAAUCAUUAACAUUUACAGGAGGUGCCAAAGGAUUAAUGGACAUUUUUGGAAAAGGUAAAGAAACUGAAUUUAAGCAAAAGGUGCUGAGUAACUGCAAAACAACAGCAGAUGAGUUGAAGAAGCUGAUCCGUUUGCAGACAGAGAAGCUUCAAUCCAUUGAGAAACAGCUGGAAUCUAAUGACAUAGAAAUACGAUUUUGGGAACAAAAAUAUAAUUCUAACCUUGAGGAGGAAAUUGUUCGCCUGGAGCAAAAGAUCAAAAGAAAUGAUGUAGAAAUUGAGGAGGAAGAAUUUUGGGAAAAUGAAUUACAGAUUGAACAGGAAAAUGAAAAACAGCUGAAGGAUCAACUUCAAGAAAUAAGACAGAAAAUAACAGAAUGUGAAAGCAAAUUAAAGGACUAUUUGGCACAGAUCCAGACUAUGGAAAGCGGUCUUGAAGCAGAAAAAUUACAACGGGAAGUUCAGGAGGCACAGGUCAAUGAGGAAGAGGUCAAAGGAAAGAUCGGUAAGGUUAAAGGGGAAAUCGACAUUCAAGGCCAGCAGAGUUUGAGACUGGAAAAUGGCAUCAAAGCUGUGGAAAGAUCUCUUGGACAAGCCACCAAACGAUUACAGGACAAAGAACAAGAACUGGAGCAGUUGACUAAAGAGCUGCGGCAAGUCAAUCUCCAGCAAUUUAUCCAGCAGACAGGGACAAAAGUUACCGUCUUGCCAGCUGAGCCCAUUGAAAUAGAGGCCUCACAUGCAGACAUAGAAAAGGAGGCACCAUUCCAGUCUGGGUCCCUGAAGCGACCAGGUUCAUCUCGGCAGCUCCCCAGUAAUCUUCGUAUUCUACAAAAUCCUAUCUCAUCUGGUUUUAAUCCUGAAGGCAUAUAUGUAUAACAUUAUCUGUCUUUAGGGGAGAGACCCAAUAAAGGUACCAAGGACAGUAAAAUUCCUUCUGUGAUUUGUGCCAAUGAUGAGCAGAGGAUAUGUUUCAUAAACCACCGUAUCUUUUUUCCUCUCCUAAAUUUCAUACCACUUGGAGCCAUACCCUGUGCACUGAUGCUAAAGAACAAAGAAGCUGUGUUUUCACACAUCCACAGUGUUGACAUUUUUGUCCAGCAGCUGUAAUGCAAAGCCUUCGUUUUUAUUUGUAGCAUUUUGAGAGCAUUAGGGAAGUAUUAUACUGUGUGUAUACAUAAAUAGACCGUGACUUACAGUGAAGAGAUACUGUGACUGGCUUAGUUUAAUUUAUUCCAUGUAACUGAUUAAUGUGUGAAUGUUGAUGUUUUUAUAUUCUUUAUUACUACUUGUCCUGUGACUUAAUUACGUUACAUAUUGUGUGACUAUGACUUUGUGUGCAUAGUGCCAGACUCUAUCCAUGCAUUGCUCAGUGACAACUCCUCAAGUGUCAUAGGGUGCUCCACCAUUGAAAUUCACUCCAGAAGAACCCACUUGCAUUUAUUUUGUGAACCUGUCCUAGCCAUUGCUUAAAGUAGGUGAAAUAAUUCAGGGGUUUUUUAAGUCCAGAAUUUAAUCUUCCCUUUACAAUUUUUCCAAAUAUAUGAACAACCACAUAACAUAGCAGAUAUUUUUCAUGAGGUCAAUUGCACAUGUAAAAGGUUUGCAGUGUUCAGAUACUAUUGAAGAAAAAUGUAGUUGUUGAAUAUCUAUCCAAACAGGCAUGGGGGUUCCUGAUACAUUGUUUUGUUUCUGCUCUGCCUUAUUUACUAUCAUGGAUCCUCAGAAUUGACAUAAUAUGUAAGUUUUAGAUACCUGAGGACUGUGUUGGUCUACUUCAGGAAUGUUGCUGUAAGUGAUAUAUUUUUUACAAAGCCACUUCAUUAUGUAUGGUCUAUUGAUGUACACACCCAUGGGUAAGUUAUUGCUUGCACAUAGUUUCCUCUGUACAUUAUGGGCUAUUGUGAUUUCUUCAGUCACUUAGUGGAAAAGUAGAUUGGAGUUAGGUACUUUUUACCAAGGAAAUAAAGUCAAAUUCAGUAUAUUUUUUCGUUUUUAAGCUUGACUUUUCAGGACAUUAAUCUCCAUUUGUACAUAUAUAGUUUUAUUUAUAAACCAAAAAUGAGCCAACACCUCUCACAUGAGUAGUGACUUAAUUAAGAUUCACAAUUAAUAUUUAGACAUGUGGUCAGACACCUCUUAGCCAUUUUUACAUUCCCUCUGAUCAAAUGUGGUACAAUAUAAUUAAGACUUUAAUCUGAUAUUUAAAGUAGUUUUUACUUCUGAGGAAAAUACACUCUGUAUUAUUUACAUGCAACAAAAUAAGUGGAUUAAUAUAGUAAUGACAUGGCAACGAUAAAAAGAUGUCUUAUGCAUGAAGGCAAGUUUGGAUGUUUUAGCGCAUUUAAAUUAUUUUUGGUUUAAUGAAUGCUGAGAAUGCUGCUUUAUUUAGGUUUACUAUGAAAAAUUUUACGAAUGGCCAUGAAAAUAUAUAGAAGCUUCUAGAAAAUCGAAAGUAAUAAUGUAGAGUUGCCUUUUCUAAUCCAGCUAAAUGGCAGAGCUCAUCUGAAGAUACUAUUUUCUUUGGGUUCUUGGAGUUAUUAAGUUGAUCUUGCCAUUAUAACUACUUUGCAAAUAACUUGAGAAGUAAAUGAUUCUUACCUAAAUAACUACAACCUAUAUACAUUUGCUCUCAACUUAUAGUACUUGUUUCAUAUCUAUAUAUACUUAAAAAUUAGGGUAAUUAAAAAUCAAAAUAAUUUUUAAGUUUUGUGACAAUAAUGAUUUAUGUAUGCCCAAUAUCUGCCUUACUUUUAAAGAGUCCCAUCCUAUUCUGAGUCAUUUUGUUGUUGUUCAGAGAAAUUGAGACCUUAUUCACAAAGAAAAACCUUUUAUACAUAGAUCACAUUCUAUUUAAAUCAAAACAUUAAACUAUAGAUAUAUUAAAUUUUGCAAUUAGAAAUUGUGAAGAUAUGUUGGUGUACCACGAGAAAUGCACAGUCAAUAUUCAACUUAAUUACUGUAAAUUAUUACCAUAAUUAAUCUAGUAACUUUAAAGAAAGACAAUGUCCUUCCAACCUGUAGUAGUCCUGGGUUCCCCAGCAUAGUAUCAUAGUUAACCUCUCUGACAACUUCAUUAGAAUUUUUAAGCUGCGAAAUAAUCUUCAUGGACCUAAUUACAGAUAGAAAUGCUAUUUCCAAGAUGAGGAGAGUAUAUAAACAUGCAUUUGAUGAAUACAUUGAGCAGCUGUACUUUUUAAUCAGUUAUAUUACUUCUGGAAGCACAUAUCUAAGGAAUAUUUUAUGUCUUUUUAAAAAAGUAUUAAAGGGGAAAAAACUCGUUUCUAUAGGAACAUCUUAAAAUAUUUUAGUCUGUUCAUGAUCAUUUUUAUCUAUUGCAAAUACAGAUGAGUUAGAUUAAGUGCCACAUCUUUGGAUACAUUUUGGAGGGGGGAGAGGACCAUGGUAUAAAAAAUACCAAAUAUAAAAUUUUGCACCGGGGGGAAUAUUCAGGUUCUAAAUACUAAAUUAGAUUACAAGUUUGUAUGUUUUUUAAAAAUCAUACUGCAAGUUGUUUUGUGAUUUUUCUACAACUGUUAAAUACAUUAAAAGAUUUUUUUUGUUACCAAGAAAUAAUUUGAAAUAGCAUUGGUAUAUUUGACCUUUUGAGUAUCUCUCAUCCUCAGAGAAUGAUCCGUAGUGGGUUGCCUCAGUCCUUUUGUUGUCUUUAUGAAAUAUUUUGGUUUGUUAGCAUUUGUUUUUUGUCUUGAUGCACAGGGAAUUUUUUAUAUGUGAGACUUCAGUUGGUAUUAACAGGAGUUACCUAUUUAAUUCCCUCAGUCAUCAAUGAGCUAGUCAUCAAUUCCUGUUGAGUUGAAAUUAGUCAUAAACAAGAGCUAAAACAAGACUGACAGAGUAAAAAUAUAUAUAUAAAACAGUAAAAGAAUAUAAUAGCAUUUGUAGUGUGAGAUGUGAAGUAUAGCCUUGUGUAAAAAGAACAUAUAAACCACUUGCUUCCACAGCAUAAAUAAAAUGUACACCUGCAUUAAAAGACAAUUUUCUUUGUGAAUAAGAGCAAAACAGUCUUUUGAGAAAAGAACUCUUCAUUUAAAGCCAUUUCUGUGAACUUCUUUCCAAAUCAGAACUGUAAUGGAUUGAAGAAAUAAUAUGGAAAAAUAAUACGGAAAAGGCAAAAGGCUCUUAAUUUCAGGUGUGCAAAGGGCAUGGGCAAAUGGGCAGUUCCUGUUGUGCAUUGCCUUUGAAAAAUUGGGCCUUAAUUUAUAUGUAGAUAACAACGUGUUCACGUCCCUCUUCUACCUACAGUUGUCUUUAUUAGUCUGUAUUGAAUGAAAAUUUAGCUCAUAAGUAUUACUUUUAUAUUAUGUUCAUUUUUUUAAGUUGCAUGUUUAUACUAUUUGCUACAGUAUUUUUAAAUUUUGGUUGAAGGCCAUCAGCUGUAUCAAAGAGACAAAACAAUCACUAUUUAUUCAGUAUUGCUGCUUUGCAUUUCCAGAAUAAGCUUUCGAUGCCAGGACAGUGACUGCUUGAAAGCUGCAGGAGUUCUUUCCAAUGCAUUUUAUAUAUUUUUAGAAACCAAAUAAAUGCAGAAAACUAUUUAGUAUACUAAUUAUAAUAAACCAGCAGAAAUAUAAAGGCAAUAAAGUAUAUACAUAUAUAUAUGGGGGGAGGGGAAAGGUUAAAAAAUAGGUUUACAGCCAGACGUGGUAAUAGCCCUAAAUGUAUUUCUCAAUGUCUUUAUUGAACCUAGGAUUUGAGUUGUUGCAGUUUAAACAGAAAAUUGCCAUGUUCACCAAUUGUGGACAUAUAAAUAUGCUUUUAGUACUGCUUCGCUUAUGUAUAAAUUUAAAAAUCUGUAAUAUGUAUUAUAUGUAAUUAUUCUUUUCUUUUGGCUUUCAUUUUGAAAUGUAUAUUUUCUAUUAUUAUCAUAAGCUGUAAAACAAAGGAUCAAUAUCAGAUAUUCUCCCAGAUAAUAAAUUUUCAGGAUUCAUUGGGGCA
Galeopterus variegatus (Sunda flying lemur) is the source of this 5518-nucleotide messenger RNA. RefSeq names its product Ras association (RalGDS/AF-6) domain family (N-terminal) member 8 (gene RASSF8). The record is from RefSeq and is a predicted model, not a curated record. Gene Ontology annotation, biological process: signal transduction. Lineage: Eukaryota; Metazoa; Chordata; Mammalia; Dermoptera; Cynocephalidae. Bases 182 to 1441 code for a protein of 419 amino acids. The transcript has 6 exons.